Molecule: messenger RNA, 2310 nt
Organism: Symbiodinium sp. CCMP2592
Lineage: Eukaryota; Dinophyceae; Suessiales; Symbiodiniaceae
Source: the annotation of a GenBank genome assembly
AUGCCUUCGUUGCGCGGGCUUGCGGAGAUGUGGGAGCAAGUGUCCUCAGUCCGGGCACGUGUUCGGAGGGUCGGAUCUAUUUUCGAUCGGACCGAUGGACUCCCGCACGCCAAUGUCAAACAGUGCGGGAAAUAUCAGGAUGUGCUUGAGCCGUUGAUCAAGGCUAUCUUGACGUGGCCACGAAAUGCUGCUGGCAAGAUCCAGGUGUGCUCUGUCUUCCAAACGGAGGCUGAGCUUGCGAAGCUGUACCGGCUUUGCAAAGUGCAAACGGAGCCGAAACAAGUGAAAGCAGAAGCCUGGCUCUGCAAGAAGUUUGUGGUCCUCCUCAAGAGGAAGAGGCAGCGUGGCCAAGUUCCACGGAAUGACGCGUUCCAGUACCUGUUGCAGUUCAUCCCCGGUUCCACGGAAGAUGAAACAUCCGUGCACGACAGCGAUAUCGAGCUGUUGUCCGAUGGUGAGGACAAGGAAAAUCCUGAUAAGGAUGAGAGUGCCUUCGCUGAGACACAGGUGGAUACGCAGGUGGAUGACGACUGCGAGAUUCUUGAUGUGGCCAACACGGGUGAGGCCGAGGAGGUCGCAAGGCCUUCCAAUCCUGCGGAGGUGGCAUCCGAAGAUGUUGCUGAUCCGCCACCACCGGCUCCGGAGGGUUCCGGGCGAUCACUUCGCAAAGGCAAGCAGCAACAUUUCGACAAUGAUGUCAUGGAUGUGGAUGAAAUGGAGGAGCUGUCAUGUGAUGCGUGUGAUCGAAAGUUAUCCAAAUGUCACUGUAUGCGGCUUCGCCAGCUGAAGCAGACGAUCGCUACCUUGAAGAGUGUGCAAGCAGCGAGAAAGAGGAGCCAUUUGCUGAAGGGUGCCAGAGUCAAGGCCUCCGGAGAGAAGGCUGCUGAGGAUUCCCGAUCCAGUGGGGCUUCUGGUGACAAGCUGCCCAGUGAGGUCACAGCUCCCGAUCACAAGCCCGGUGAGGUCCCAGCUCCCCAUGACAAGCCCGAUGAGGUCCAAGAUGUGGAUGAUAGGUCCAGUGAGGUCCCAGCUCCCAAUGACAAGCCCAAUGAGGUCCAAGAUGUGUAUGACAAGUCCAGUGAGGUCCCAGCUCCCAGUGACAAGCCCAAUGAGGUCCAAGAUGUGGAUGACAAGUCCAGUGAGGUCCCAGCUCCCAGUGACAAGCCCAAUGUGGUCCCAUGUGACAAGCCAGGUGCUGCAACAGUUCCCACCCCUCGAGCUGCAGCUCGCGAUGAUGAUGAAACCCAGCUCGUUGAUGGACCGACCAUGGAUGGGGUUGCCAUGCUUUGGAAGAGUGCCGAGCAGCUUUCAGACGAGUAUGGGUUCAAUCCACCAGACUUUGUUUCUCGCCGUGGGCAGCUUGCUGUUCGGCAGAACAUCGCCGCUGAGGCGGCGGAUUGUGAGGAUGCAGCUAGUGGGAAAAAGGGUGGCAAGAAGGAGAAGCAGAAGAAUGGGCCAAAGAUCCUCAAGCGUCCGGCUGCUUGUUCUCUGGCCCCACCGAAGAGGGCAAAGCAUGAUGAGAAGGAAGAACAGAUGGAGCCGGAGGGUGGUGCUGGGGAGCCAUCUGCCUCUGAGGCCGGGGUUGGGGCAGUCGACACGAAGCCGAAGGCCAAGGGCAGGCCCAAGGCUAAAGCCGGGGCUAAGAAGGACGCCGACGGUGGGAACAAGAAGCGCAAGUCACCGGCUGAUGAGGAGCCUGACAAUGCCACAGUCUAUUUUGAGGCUGAGGAUGUGCCACGCCCAACCUCAUCACCAUCCCCCGAGGUAGAGCCUGAGACCACUGCAAAUGUGGCCCCCGGCCGUGGACGGGGCCGAGGACGUGGCCGAGGACGGGGUCGCCAAGGACGGGGUGGUGCUGUGGAUGGUGAUGAGCCCGUUGCUAGCAAAGCCGGGAGAGGUGGUAAGAGCUCUGGCAAGGGCAAGAGCCAAAAGCAGGCCAAGGCUCCGGCUGAGGCUGUGGAUGAAACGAAGGAUGUCAAGUCCGGAUCCAAGAAACAAAAGCCACAGAUGAGAGCGCCAAAGGAUGAUGAAGACAACGAAGAGGAGGAGGUGCCGAAGACGUUUGCUCGGAGGCGACAGCCAAAGCAGGCCAUGAACAAGGCUCGCUUCAUCGCGAUUCGUGAUGCCUUCGAUGGUAUUGUUCGAGACCGAUUGCCUGAGUUCCCUUCCAAGUCCGAGGAUCCCUUCUGGACCUACUGUAUGGCUCAGUGGCACCAUGUCGAACAGAACGAGAACACUGAUUUCGUGAAGCUGGCCAAGAAGGCUGCCAGGAAGUUUCUGAAGGAAGAGCUUGGUAUUCCCCCUGCUUGA